Toxorhynchites rutilus septentrionalis is the source of this 2163-nucleotide messenger RNA. It is a transcript of the gene Sac1, whose product is annotated as phosphatidylinositol-3-phosphatase SAC1. NCBI's taxonomy places the organism in Eukaryota, Metazoa, Arthropoda, Insecta, Diptera, Culicidae. The record is from RefSeq and is a predicted model, not a curated record. Gene Ontology annotation, biological process: phosphatidylinositol dephosphorylation. Gene Ontology annotation, cellular component: endoplasmic reticulum. Bases 162 to 1937 code for a protein of 591 amino acids. Gene Ontology annotation, molecular function: phosphatidylinositol-4-phosphate phosphatase activity. The transcript is spliced from 6 exons.
ACAGCUCGUUUUUGUUUUCAUUCUGUUGCCAUUCGCGUAAUCACGUCAUCGAUUUUUCGUGGUUCAAUCGAAUAGCAAAAGGCAAAAUUCUCGUUUUAAGUUUCUGAUUUUCCGUGUUUUGUGUAGUGUAUAGAAAGGAGCAAAAACACGAAACGACGAAAAUGACGCUCUGGGACAUUCACGAUGAUAUGAAUUUCUACAUCACAGCCGACAAAUUCUACAUCGAACCAAACGGAAAGAACGAAGUGCUUAUUAUCGAUCGAAUCAGCAGAGACUGUUCCCUCCAAGUGAAAACAAACCAGCUUCCCCACGGAAUUCAGAUUCGUAAAGUAUGUGGCAUCCUCGGGGUGAUCAAGCUGAUAAGUGGAUUCCACCUGAUUGUGGUGACCCAUCGGAUAUUUGUUGGGAUUAUCAAUUCGCAAGUGAUUUGGAGGCUGGCAGGCUUCGAUAUCAUUCCAUUUGUUCCCUCGUUGACGCAUUUGAGUGAAACGCAAAAGGUUCAAAAUGGGGUUUAUUUGGGCAUGAUCAGGCAGGUGCUGGACACACCGUAUUACUAUUUUUCCUAUACGUACGACAUCACACACACGCUGCAGAGGCUACACUCGAUGCCGCCAGAUUUUAUGCAAACCGGACUGUACGAGCGAGCGGAUUCCAGGUUCGUGUGGAACGGGUUUCUGUUGAAACAUUUCCACAGGCCGGAGCUGAGGCAGUACUGUCUUCCGAUCAUACUGGGCUUUGUAUCGGUGAAUGAUGUUGUGGUCAACGGACACAAUUUCCAGUGGACUCUGAUUUCACGGCGAUCGGUGUAUCGGGCGGGUACGCGUCUAUUCUGCCGGGGCAUAGAUCAAACCGGGAACGUGGCAAACUACGUCGAAACGGAGCAAAUCAUCGAUGUUCGGGGUGAUAAAAUAUCCUUUGUGCAAACGCGUGGAAGCAUUCCUCUGUUUUGGAGGCAGACUCCAAAUCUCAAGUACAAACCGCCCCCAGAGUUGGUGCCCGGCCGGGAUCACUUGAUCGCCUGCUCAAAGCAUUUGGACACCCAACUGAUUCACUAUGGGCGCCAGGUUUUAGUCAAUCUGAUCGAUCAUCGCGGGGCGGAGGAUGUUCUCGAGAAGGCUUUCGCUACAACGAUUUCCACGUUAGGCAAUCAGAAUGUGCGGUACGAGUCGUAUGACUUUCACGCGGAGUGUCGGAAGAUGCGAUACGACCGACUGCAUAAUCUGAUCGCCCGGUUGGCGCACGAACAGGAUGAGUUCAGUGUGUUCCAUUUGAGGCGCGACGGAACGCUGCUAUCGUCCCAGGAUGGCGUCUUCAGGACCAACUGCAUCGAUUGUCUCGACCGGACGAAUGUCGUGCAGAGUAUGCUAGCAAAGCGGAGCUUGGAGCAGUCUUUGAUUAAGCUUGGUGUGCUGACUAGUGGCCAGAAGAUUGAUCCACAUUCGACGUUCGAGUGGCUUUUCAAGGGGGUUUGGGCAGACAACGCGGACAUGGUAUCGACGCAGUACUCGGGAACUGGCGCCCUGAAAACGGACUUCACGCGCACCGGGAAGCGAACCAAGAUGGGCCUGCUCCGGGAUGGGAUGAACUCCCUGACGCGGUAUUAUAAGAACAAUUUCAAUGAUGGAUUCCGACAGGAUGCUUUGGAUCUCUUCCUGGGCAGUUAUGUUGUCCAGGAUGGAGAGGGUCUCACCGUGUCGUGCCCGCUGGUCAUCCAGAAGGGCUGGAAAUAUGGAACAUUCCCAGUGGUCCUGCUAUUCGCGUUUGCCAUGUUCUUCACUUCGGCCGUUUAUCCACAGGAAUACAACACGGAGAACUCGCUGUUCAUCCUGUUCUGGGGUUCUAUGGUGGGGUUAACCGGUGUUGGAAUCCUCAAAUACGGCGUAGAAUUCGUCGACUGGCCUAAGCUGCUACCAACGCGGACGAAAAUGGAACCUUGACGAUAUUGCUGAAAACAACAGUUUUAGCACUUACCCAUUGGUAUCUUCGUUGGUUUUCUAAUGUUUUAUAGGUCACAAGGUUCGAAAGUGCAUAAAAAAUGUCCCUCCCUUUUCGGUGGUUAGUCGGUUUUAUGUUGUAAAUAUUUUGGAUAUUUACAGUUCCAUGUAGGUAACAUUCACAAUCAGAAUUGUAAACGAUAAUUAAAUAAAACACAACAAGAAUAAA